UCAGGCUGGCUCCCGGCGCAGGGGUCCGGGUGGCCGUAUGAGCCGCGCGAGGGGGGCGCUGUGCCGGGCCUGCCUUGCGCUGGCCGCGGCCCUGGCCGCGCUGCUGCUGCUCCCGCUGCCGCUGCCCCGCGCGCCCGUCCCGGUCCCCUCUUCUCGUAGUGCCCCGACCUCCGCCCGGACCCCCGCGGUCCCCCGCCUGCGGCCCGACGACGUCUUCAUUGCGGUCAAGACCACACGGAAGAACCACGGGCCGCGUCUGCGACUGCUGCUGCGCACCUGGAUCUCCCGGGCCCGACGGCAGACAUUCAUCUUCACCGACGGAGACGACCCUGAGCUCCAGCUGCAGGCAGAAGGCCGUGUCAUCAACACCAACUGCUCUGCCGUGCGCACCCGCCAGGCCCUCUGCUGCAAGAUGUCCGUGGAGUACGACAAGUUCAUUGAGUCUGGACGCAAGUGGUUCUGCCACGUUGAUGAUGACAAUUAUGUGAAUCCUGAAGGCCUGCUGCACCUGCUGUCCACCUUCUCUCCCAACCAGGAUGUCUACCUGGGACGGCCCAGCCUGGACCACCCCAUUGAGGCCACUGAGAGGGUUCAAGGAGGUGGAACUGUGACCACAGUCAAGUUCUGGUUUGCUACUGGUGGGGCUGGGUUCUGCCUAAGCAGGGGCCUUGCUCUCAAGAUGAGCCCCUGGGCCAGCCUGGGAAGCUUCAUGAGCACGGCCGAGCGGGUACGGCUGCCUGACGACUGCACAGUGGGCUACAUUGUGGAAGGGCUUCUGGGGACCCGGCUGCUACACAGCCCCCUCUUCCAUUCCCACCUGGAGAACCUGCAGAGGCUGCCGCCAGACGCUGUGCUCCGGCAGGUCACCCUGAGCUAUGGGGGCCCCGAGAACCCCCAUAACGUGGUGAAUGUGGCAGGAAGUUUCAGCCCACAGCAGGACCCCACAAGGUUUCAGUCUGUGCACUGCCUUCUCUACCCAGACACAGACUGGUGUCCCCUGCAGAACAGGGGUGACCUUGCCUCUCGGUGAUUGACGACCCCUGGUGGCUGCCCCCACCUGACCUCCACUGACUCCUUUAGGCCACCAAUACAAUGUGGCACUCACCAGAAGGCACUCAGGCUGCCUCAGAUCUCCCACAACCCCCCAGCAAGCCGGGGACAGGUGCUUUGGGAGAGUGAGGACAACAAGACUGUGUGUGCUGCAGCCACCCAGGGACAACCUGAAGGACAGUACUGCUGGGACCAAAGAUGCCCGCCACACCCCUGGGCCAGCCCAUGGGAAAGGUCUCUAUCCUAGCAUUGAGUGCUCACUCAGGAGGAGCUUGGCACCUAGCCUCUCAGCGCAUCUUGUCCUCUUCACCUGCUGGGAGGCCUGAGCAGUGAGGAGGGGCUGCCCUCCCUGUGCAGACCAUGUAAGUUGUGCUUGGUGAGGCACAGCACUCAGGACCAGCCCAAAGACUGUGCUCCCAGUGACAGCAGGCUCUCUGAACUGGGGCCUCCAUUGCUAGCCUCCUUCCUGGGGGCCUCCAGGACUCUCUUCUCUACCUUGAUUCAAAUUAAGGACUUUUCCACUCUGAGCCCUGUGCCCCUAACCCCUUACCCUCCUGGGUCCAUAAGGCAGCAGGAGCCUCUCCUUUGGGCCCCUAGGGAAUGAGACAGCAGACGUGGUGCCUUCCAUGGGGGCAGCGCAGGUAGUGGCCCCUCUGCCCAUCUGCGCUGCCACAGUAGUGAGUAAAGGCUUCAGUGUCACUCAGUUUGGCUCUUGUCAUAAUCAACAGCUGGGACACCUGGCAGCCCAUCUGCAGCUGUCCACACAGCAGAUCCUCUUCAUCCCUGGAGGGCUGGGGGAAUGGCUCAAACGAUAGAGUGCCUGCCUAGUAAGUGCAAAGCUCUAAGUUCAAACCCCAGUAUCACCCAAAGAAAAGUUCUUCCUCUUCCUGGGGAGGCUGUGCCCUGGAAGGAGAGGUGCUAUACAGAGGACAACACACAUGUAUGUGUAUCUCCUUUCUCAACACAUCACAAAGCAGCUGAUACACGUGUGUGUAGGGGGGUAUGUGCAGGUGUGCAUGUGUGCAUAUGUAGCUGUGUAGACACGGUGUGCACCCAGGCACAUGUACAUGGGGCGUGUAGAUGUGUACAAGUGGUCACUGGCUUAGGAUGGUUCAAUGUAGGAUUUUUUGACUACAUGGUGUAAGAGCAUGCUUUACAUGCUAUAGAAAUCCUACUCCCAAAUUGUGAAUUGUGAUCUUUUUCUGGGCGAGGGGCCUUCUCUUUCAGUGCUGGAUAGUGGCAGCUCCUGAGUUGGACAAUUGUGUACCCGCUCUGAGGUGUGCUGUGAGGGCGUUGGACCAGCUAGUUGUAUUAAAUUCAUUUUCCGUUUAUGUUAUUUUCAACUUGUGAUAGACUUGUGCCUCUGCAUUGUAAGUCA
Castor canadensis (American beaver) is the source of this 2428-nucleotide messenger RNA. It is a transcript of the gene Rfng, whose product is annotated as RFNG O-fucosylpeptide 3-beta-N-acetylglucosaminyltransferase. NCBI's taxonomy places the organism in Eukaryota, Metazoa, Chordata, Mammalia, Rodentia, Castoridae. Gene Ontology annotation, molecular function: O-fucosylpeptide 3-beta-N-acetylglucosaminyltransferase activity. The record is from RefSeq and is a predicted model, not a curated record. Gene Ontology annotation, cellular component: Golgi membrane. Gene Ontology annotation, biological process: pattern specification process.